Messenger RNA from Penaeus monodon (black tiger shrimp), 738 nucleotides. RefSeq names its product alpha-ketoglutarate-dependent dioxygenase alkB homolog 6-like. NCBI's taxonomy places the organism in Eukaryota, Metazoa, Arthropoda, Malacostraca, Decapoda, Penaeidae. The record is from RefSeq and is a predicted model, not a curated record.
GCCUCAUGAGGACGGCCCCUUGUUCUACCCAACCAUCACCACUAUAAGCCUGGGAGGUCCCUGUCAGCUCAACCUUUACCGUCCUCACACCUCCAUGCAAAAUCCCGAUGAGGAACAGGCUGAAGGUACAGAGAAUGGCGAGCAGAAUGGCGAGCGGGAGAGUAGCAACUUGGAAUAUGACUUGGAAGCUCGCUAUGUGGGCUCUCUUCUUCUAGAAGCAAGAAGUCUGUUGGUACUGCAGGAAGAUCUCUAUACAAGUUUCCUACAUGGUAUUGAGGAGUCCAAGCAGGAUGUGGUGACCAACAAGAUCCUCAACCUAGACUCCUGCACAGCCAAUGUUGGAGAUACUGUAGAACGCAGCACGAGGAUCUCGCUCACCAUCAGACAUGUUCCGAGGGUCAUUAAGGCUAAACUCCUACUGGGAAAGAGCAGACGAUGAUAGUGAAGAAAAAGGAAAGGGCAAACACUAAUGGCAAUAGAAAAAGGAAGGGUAUAUGUGAUACUGAAAGAAAAAUUAUGAAAAUGGUAAAAAGGAAAUAUGUACUAAUAAAUCAGGGAAAUGGAAAGCAGACAUAGAUGAAAGCUUGAAUAAAGGAGAAAGUGAAGGAGGAUGAGGAAUGAAAUUUGUUAUUAGCAUUUUUUUUUUAAAUUUAAGAUACUAAGGAAAAUUAUUUAUUACUGUGAUAAUACCUGUGAUUAUGAACUCUAAUGUUUGAAAUAAAGAAUGACUUAAUUAGA